Molecule: messenger RNA, 1067 nt
Organism: Vanrija pseudolonga
Lineage: Eukaryota; Fungi; Basidiomycota; Tremellomycetes; Trichosporonales; Trichosporonaceae
Gene: POP4
Product: Ribonuclease P protein subunit p29
Exons: 3
Coding region: 1-1023 (340 amino acids)
Biological process (GO): rRNA processing; tRNA 5'-leader removal
Cellular component (GO): ribonuclease P complex; ribonuclease MRP complex
Molecular function (GO): ribonuclease P RNA binding
Source: RefSeq, a predicted model, not a curated record
AUGUCGGCGUCCUCAUCGCGCGCAGCGAGCAUAGCGCCGAGCGCGGCAGCGGACGCCGCGACGGACAUCUACAGGCCGAUAGCGGCGCAGGUGCAGAAACCCCUCGCGCCCCUCCUCCCCGACUCGUCCUCGUCCAAUGCCCCGCCAAACCUCCCCACCCUCCUCGACGUCGACGGGGUCACAUACUCGUCCCGCGUAUCAGGCAAGACGCUCAUGCUCACCGACCUCCCGUCGGCCGGGCCCAGCGCGCUCGUGACGGGCAAGAAAAGGAACAGGGGCGACGCCAAGUCGCGCGCUGCGGCGCGCGCCGAGGCCGAGGGCAUUGAGAAGGCUAGGCGGGACGCCGGGGUCGUGGGGCAUCGGGGGCGGAAACCCGUCACUGUCCUCUCGCGCUCUUCGCGCAUCGACUACGCCGCGCUCCUCCCGCUACACUACCUCCACAACGCAUACCUCGCGCAAACGCUCUCCCUACCGCCCUACGACGGCAGCAGCACGCCCCGCAUCCCCAGUCCAGAUGCACUGCAGGGAAAGCUCGCCAAAGCGGAUUUCACGGGCGCGCAACUGCGCGUGCUGGCGGCACGUAACCCGUCGCUCGUCGGGGUCGAGGGCAUAGUGGUGGAAGAGACGGCCAACAGCUUCCGCCUGCUGGCGGCUGACGACCGGGUGCGCGUCGUCCCCAAACCCGGCGCGCAGUUCACAAUCACGUUUCCCGCGUGCGCUAUGCCCGCCGGCGAGGAGGAUGUGGAGGCGUUCGUCGCCAAGUGUCCCCAGAUCGCGGUGGAUAUCGUCGGCGCAAGCUUUGCGUUCCGGUCUGGCGACCGCGCAGGCCGCAAGUUCCGCCCUGCGCAGGGCGGGGGCGGCGGCAGCGGCUGGGCUGAGGAGUGGGUCGAGGGCGAGUGGUCGACACUGCUCCGCGGCCUCGAGGGGGACGCGCCGGCCAAGAUUCCCAGCGGUAGGAGGAAGAAGGGCAAGAGCAGGCGAAAGGACCCCCUCGCGCACGGCUCGGUCCAGGUCUUCACAUAGUUGGCUCACGCUCGACCAGUUUCAACUGUAUGCAUUGUACAUUA